This is a messenger RNA of Symbiodinium necroappetens, 609 nucleotides long. The record is from the annotation of a GenBank genome assembly. Lineage: Eukaryota; Dinophyceae; Suessiales; Symbiodiniaceae.
AUGAUGCCCCGAAAACCUUCGAAGCUGAGGAACACGGCCAAGAUACCACCCAACUUCGAGCCCGCAGACCUCAAAUACCGCGACUUUGAGGGCUUGACGAAGGAGCCAGUUCCCGAAGAUUUCAUGAAGAAGCAUGGCAUCGAGACUGCCAAACAAGUCGUCUGGCGCUGCAUCCCCAUGGAGGAUGUGGAUCCGAACGGCAGCGACAUUGCAUCCAGGAACGGCCAGGCGCCUGUGGGCCUGGCCGUCCUUCCGUCGGGGCAGCUGACGGUGAGGAUGCCGGCCGAGCCGCCUUUGUACCAAAGCAUUGAGGAGACGGAUCCUGCCUUCGGCCUCUGCCAUCCGAGGCAUCCAUGCAAGGACAUGGCAAAGAAGAUCCUCAAGGACCCAGCAGGAGUGCCCUACUGGGUCAUCACAUCACAGGGAGGCAAGCCGGACGAAGUCAUGGAUUCUGGCCCUGUUAGCCAGAACGUCGGCGUAGUGAUGGCGUGUCAGAAGAAUGGCCAGAUGGAGCCGACUCCGGAACCCCCUACGCCUCCUGAGGUCGAAGUGUUUGCGCCCGGCCUGGCGGCGAUUCCCCGGCUCAUGAAAGGUGCCAGCUUCCUUUGA